Urocitellus parryii (Arctic ground squirrel) is the source of this 6063-nucleotide messenger RNA. It is a transcript of the gene Lama4, whose product is annotated as laminin subunit alpha 4. Gene Ontology annotation, biological process: regulation of embryonic development; regulation of cell migration; regulation of cell adhesion. Gene Ontology annotation, molecular function: signaling receptor binding. The record is from RefSeq and is a predicted model, not a curated record. Lineage: Eukaryota; Metazoa; Chordata; Mammalia; Rodentia; Sciuridae.
GCUAACUUUCUCACUCUCCCUUUUUGCCCCCCUCCAAAUUUGCUGAUUGGGCUGCCUGGCGUCCCAACAUCUGGACCCAGAGAAGGUAAAUUACCAGACAGCAGCGCACCCCGUGGGGACCGGAGAAGACCAACAGUUCCAGAGUCCCGGAAAGCGCUGUUGGAUGUCCGCGGGGAGAUGGCUUUGAGCUCAGCCUGGUGCUCAGUCCUGUCUCUGUGGCUCCUCUGGGGUGUUGCCUGUUCCAGCGCAGCGUCRGGGGACGACAACGCCUUUCCUUUUGACUUCGAAGGGAGCUCAGUGGUCGGCAGGCCUGAGACGAGUGAGCCCCGCGUGGCUCCGGGACGCCUGCCUCCUGCUGCCGAGAAAUGUGACGCUGGAUUCUUUCGCGCCCUGUCAGGAGAAUGCUUACCCUGUGACUGUAACGGUAAUUCCAAUGAGUGCUCAGAUGGCUCUGGAUUCUGUGUGCACUGCCAGAGGAACACGACGGGGGAGCAUUGUGAAAAAUGUCUGGAUGGUUAUAUUGGAGAUUCCAUCAGGGGAGCACCCCACUUCUGCCAGCCAUGCCCCUGUCCGUUGCCCCACCUGGCCAAUUUUGCAGAAUCCUGCUAUAGAAAAAAUGGAGCUGUUCGAUGCAUUUGUAAAGAAAACUAUGCUGGACCUAACUGUGAAAGAUGUGCUCCUGGUUACUAUGGAAACCCCCUGCUCAUUGGAAGCACCUGUAAAAAAUGUGACUGCAGUGGAAAUUCAGACCCCAACCUGAUCUUUGAAGAUUGUGAUGAAGUCACUGGCCAGUGCAGGAAUUGCUUACGCAACACCACAGGAUUCAAGUGUGAACGCUGUGCUCCUGGAUACUACGGGGAUGCCAGAACAGCCAAGAACUGUGCAGUGUGCAAUUGUGGAGGAGGCCCAUGUGACAGUGUGACUGGAGAAUGCUUAGAAGAAGGUUUUGAACUCCCUACAGGCAUGGACUGCCCAACCAUAAGCUGUGAUAAGUGCAUCUGGGAUCUGACUGAUGACCUGCGGUUGGCAGCGCUCUCCAUUGAAGAAAGCAAAUCUGGGCUGCUGAGCGUGUCAUCUGGUGCCGCAGCGCACAGGCAYGUGAAUGAAAUGAACUCCACCAUCUACCUCCUCAAAGCAAAAUUGUCAGAAAGAGAAAAUCAGUAUGUCCUAAGAAAGAUACAAAUCAAUAAUGCUGAGAACACAAUGAAAAGCCUUCUGUCUGACAUAGAGGAAUUAGCUGAAAAGGAAAGUCGAGCCUCCAGAAAGGGGCAACUGGUUGAGAAGGAAAGCACAGAUACCAUUGACCAUGCAACUCAGCUUGCAGAGCAGGCCCAUGAGAUGAGGGAUAAAAUCCAAGAGAUCAACAAUAAGAUGCUCUACUAUGGGGAGGAGCAGGAUCUGAACCCAGAGGAAGUCUCUGAGAAGCUGGUGCUGGCCCAGAAGAUGCUUGAGGAGAUUCGCCGCCGCCCAUCGUUCCUCACCCAUCGAGAGCUCGUGGAUGAGGAGGCCGACGAGGCCCAUGAACUGCUGACCCAGGCUGAGAACUGGCAAAGACUGCAUAAUGACACUCGCUCUCUGUUUCCUGUCGUCCUGGAGCAGCUGGAUGACUACAAUGCUAAGUUAUCAGACCUCCAGGAAUCACUUGACCAGGCCCUUGACAAUGUCAGGGAUGCUGAAGACAUGAACAGGGCCAUGGCAGCCAAGCAGCGAGACCACAAGAGACAAUAUGAGAGAGUGAGAGAACAGAUGGAAGUGGUGAACACUUCUCUGGGCGCAUCUGCAGAUUCUCUGAUGACACCUCGUCUGACUCUUGUGGAACUUGACGAUAUAAUAAAGAAUGCAUCAGGAAUUUAUGCAGAAAUAGAUGGAGCCAAAAAUGAACUACAAGGAAAGUUAUCUAACCUAAGUAACCUCAGUCAUGAUUUAGUCCAAGAAGCUAUUGAUCAUGCACAGAACCUUCAACAGGAAGCUGAUGAGUUGAGCAGGAAUUUACACAGUGCAGACAUGAAUGGGCUGGUGCAGAAGGCUUUGGAUGCAUCGAAUGUCUACGAAAAUAUUGCCAAUUACGUUAAUGAAGCCAAUGAAACAGCAGAAAUCGCUUUGAAUGUUACUGACCGAAUUUACGAUGCUGUGAGUGGAAUUGAUACUCAAAUCAUUUACCAUAAAGAUGAAAGUGACAACCUUCUCAAUCAUGCGAGACAACUGCAAGCAAGAGCAGAUUCAAGCAAUGAGGAGGCGGUAGUUGACACCAGCAGGCGUGUGAGCGGGGCCAUGGCCAGGAAGAGUGCCCUUAAACACAGAUUAAAUGACGCUGUUAAGCGACUGCAAGCAGCAGAGAGAGGUGAUGCUCAGCAGCGCCUGGAUCAGUCCAAGCUGAUUGUUGAGGAAGCUAACAAGACAACCAUGGAGGUCCAACAGGCCACCACCCCGAUGGCUAACAAUCUCACCAGCUGGUCACAGAAUCUUCAGAAUUUUGACUCUUCUGCUUAUAACACUGUGGUGGACUCUGCUAGAGAUGCAGUAAGAAAUCUGACAGAGGUCGUCCCUCAGCUCCUGGAUCAGCUUCGUACAGUUGAGCAGAAGCGCCCUGUAAGCAAUGUUUCUGCCAGCAUCCAGAGGAUCCGAGAGCUCAUUGCUCAGACCAGGAGUGUCGCCAGCAAGAUUCAAGUCUCCAUGAUGUUCGAUGGCCAGUCAGCUGUGGAAGUGCACCCCAAAGCCAGUGUGGAUGACUUAAAGGCCUUCACAUCCCUAAGCCUGUACAUGAAGCCUCCCAUGAAGCAGCCAGAACUGUCUGGAACCACAGAUCAGUUUAUUCUGUAUCUUGGAAGCAAAAAUGCCAAAAAAGAGUAUAUGGGUCUUGCAAUAAAAAAUGAUAACCUGGUGUACGUUUACAACUUGGGAGCAAAGGAUGUAGAGAUUCCCCUUGACUCCAAGCCCGUCAGUUCCUGGCCUUCUUACUUCAGCAUUGUCAAGAUCGAAAGGGUAGGGAAACAUGGCAAGGUGUUUUUGACAGUACCAAGUCUGAGUAGUACAGCAGAGGAAAAGUUUAUUAAAAAGGGGGAGUUCACCGGAGUUGACUCCCUGCUGGAUCUGGACCCUGAGGACACUGUCUUUUAUGUUGGUGGGGUGCCUUCAAACUUCAAGCUCCCAGCCAGCUUAAAUCUGCCCGGCUUCACUGGCUGCCUGGAGUUGGCCACUUUGAAUAAUGAUGUGAUCAGCUUGUACAACUUUAAGCACAUCUAUAAUAUGGAUCCCUCCAAGUCAGUGCCCUGUGCCAGAGAUAAACUGGCCUUCACUCAGAGUCGGGCUGCCAGUUACUUCUUCGAUGGCUCUAGUUAUGCUGUGGUGAGGGACAUUACAAGGAGAGGAAAGUUUGGCCAGGUGACUCGCUUUGAUAUAGAAGUUCGAACACCAGCUGACAAUGGCCUUGUGCUCCUGAUGGUCAAUGGAAGCAUGUUUUUCAGCUUGGAAAUGCGCAAUGGUUACCUACAUGUGUUCUAUGACUUUGGAUUCAGCACUGGUCCUGUGCAUCUUGAAGACACAUUGAAGAAAGCCCAAAUUAAUGAUGCAAAAUACCAUGAGAUCUCAAUCAUUUACCACAAUGACAAGAAAAUGAUUUUGGUAGUUGACAGACGACAUGUCAAGAGCAUGGACAAUGAAAAGAUGAAAAUACCCUUUACAGAUAUAUUCAUUGGAGGGGCUCCCCCAGAAAUAUUACAAUCCAGGACCCUAAGGGCACACCUUCCCUUAGAUAUCAAUUUCAGGGGAUGUAUGAAGGGUUUCCAGUUCCAAAAGAAAGAUUUCAAUUUACUAGAGCAGACAGAAACCCUAGGAGUUGGUUAUGGAUGCCCAGAAGACUCUCUUAUAUCUCGUAGAGCAUAUUUCAAUGGACAGAGUUUCAUUGCUUCAGUUCAGAAAAUAUCUUUCUUUGAUGGCUUUGAAGGAGGUUUUAAUUUCCGAACAUUACAACCAAAUGGAUUACUGUUCUAUCAUACUUCGGGGUCAGAUGUGUUUUCCAUUUCGCUGGAUAAUGGUACUGUCACCAUGAAUGUCAAGGGCAUCAAGGUUCAGUCGGCAAAUACGCAGUACAAUGAUGGGCUGUCCCACUUCAUCAUAACCUCUGUCUCACCCGGAAGAUACGAACUCAUAGUAGAUAAAAACAGAAAUGUAAAUAAUAAUUCUUCCAAUGGGAAAGCAGAACAAAUUCAAGAAGGUGAAAAGAAGUUUUACUUCGGUGGCUCACCCAUCAGUCCCCAGUAUGCUAACUUCACUGGCUGUAUAAGUAAUGCCUACUUUACCAGGUUGGAUAGAGAUGUGGAGGUUGAAGAUUUCCAGCGGUAUUCUGAAAAGGUCCACACUUCUCUUUAUGAGUGUCCCAUUGAGUCUUCACCAUUGUUUCUACUUCACAAAAAAGGAAAAAAUUCCUCAAAGCCUAAAACAAGCCAGAAUAAGAAGGGAGAAAAAAGUAAGGAUGCACCUUCAUGGGAUCCUGCUGGCCUGAAGUUCAUAGAGCAGAAUGUUCCCAGAGACUCUCUUUGUCACCUUUCCAAUCGCCCUAAAGCAAUAGAGCAUGCCUAUCAAUAUGGAGGGACAGCCAACAGCCGCCAAGAGUUUGAACAUUUAAAAGGAGAUUUUGGUGAAAAAUCUCAGUUUUCCAUAAGUCUGAAAACUCGUUCUUCCCACGGUAUGAUUUUCUAUGUCUCUGAUCAAGAAGAGAAUGACUUCAUGACUCUAUUCUUGGCCCAUGGUCGCUUGGUUUUCAUGUUUAAUGUUGGCCACAAGAAACUGAAGAUUAGAAGCCAGGAGAAAUACAAUGAUGGAUUAUGGCAUGAUGUGAUAUUUAUUCGGGAAAAGAGCAGUGGUCGACUAAUCAUUGAUGGUCUCCGAGUCCUAGAAGAAAGUCUUCCUCCUUCUGGAGCUGCCUGGAAAAUCAAAGGUCCCAUGUAUUUGGGAGGAGUGGCUCCUGGAAGGGCUGUAAAGAACGUCCAGAUUAACUCAGUCUACAGUUUCAGUGGCUGUCUUAGCAAUCUCCAGCUCAAUGGGGCCUCCAUCACAUCUGCUUCCCAGACAUUUAGUGUGACCCCUUGUUUUGAAGGUCCAAUGGAAACAGGAACUUAUUUUUCAACAGAAGGAGGAUAUGUUGUUCUAGAUGAGUCUUUCAACAUUGGAUUGAAGUUUGAAAUUGCAUUUGAAGUUCGUCCUAGAAGCAACUCUGGAACGCUUGUCCAUGGCCACAGUGUCAAUGGGGAGUACCUAAAUGUCCACAUGAAAAAUGGGCAGGUCAUAGUGAAAGUCAACAAUGGCAUCAGAGACUUUUCUACCUCAGUGACACCUAAGCAGAGUCUCUGUGAUGGCAGAUGGCACAGAAUAACAGUUAUUAGAGAUUCAAAUGUGGUUCAGCUGGAUGUUGACUCUGAAGUGAACCAUGUGGUUGGACCCCUGAAUCCAAAACCAGUUGAUCACAGGGAGCCUGUGUUUGUUGGAGGUGUUCCAGAGUCACUACUGACACCACGCUUGGCCCCCGGAAAACCCUUCACAGGCUGCAUCCGCCACUUUGUGAUUGAUGGGCGCCCAGUGAGCUUCAGUAAAGCAGCCUUGGUCAGCGGAGCUGUGAGCAUCAACUCUUGUCCAGCAGCCUGACACAACCAAGCACAGUUGCCCAGCAUACAGAGUUCUUUAGAGCACUGAAAUAAACAUAGGGCCAGCCAGGAGGACUAGCAACUUCUCCUCCCGUGGAAGCUCUCGUAGUUGAAUGGAACUUAAAUGAAUUAUCAGGGUAUGGAGGCUUCUUCUCAUUUGGAUUCCUUCUUUGGAUCCAAAAUGUCUACAAAGGACGACAAUUGUAUGGGUAGUAAACUUGUAUUGAGAGCACACAUAAUUCCUGCUGGUGACAUGACUGUUCCUGUCUAAUAAAACAGAAGAGAUUCUAAAUAAACACUGGCACACAUUUUUAAAGUGAAGCUAUAUUCUCGGAUUCAUCAUUCUUCUUUCAGGAAAGAUAGCUUUCAAUCUAUACCAAAAUAUCUUUGUCCCACGCUAUCUUUUUAUCUUAAAAAGAUUUAA